Arabidopsis lyrata subsp. lyrata is the source of this 840-nucleotide messenger RNA. Its product is annotated as transcription repressor OFP6. NCBI's taxonomy places the organism in Eukaryota, Viridiplantae, Streptophyta, Magnoliopsida, Brassicales, Brassicaceae. Gene Ontology annotation, biological process: negative regulation of DNA-templated transcription. The transcript has a single exon. Bases 75 to 692 code for a protein of 205 amino acids. The record is from RefSeq and is a predicted model, not a curated record.
UGGUCUAAGUUGAUCACCCGAAAUUAGCCUAAUGAACUAGAUUUUCUAAUACACAUUAAUUAUUAACCCUUUUCAUGACCCACAUGCACACAUAUUUAUACAUAUCCAUGCAAACUUUCGUUCUCUCUCUCUAUAUAUAUCUACCCUCCCUCCUAAAUCUCUCUACCUCUUCUCUCUCCUCCUUGGUCUUUAGCAGAUACAGAGUCAGAACAAUGGCGGCUAAAAGCAAGAAGAAGAUCCUGAAGACUGUCUCUGUUGUCGACAUCAGCUGCGGCAACUGUAUAAAACCAACAUUCUCCUCUAUUUUCCACUUUUUCUCCAAAAAGCCCAAACGUCCCUCCUCUAAUUACCGUCACUGCCACUCCUCCAUCUCCUCAGCCACACCCUCCUCCACACCGCUAGCCACCGCUGCCAUCGCCGUCGAGAAAGAUUCCGACGAUCCUUACCUAGAUUUCCGGCAGUCUAUGCUUCAAAUGAUACUAGAGAACCAGAUUUACUCGAAAGAUGAACUCAGAGAGCUUCUUCAGUGCUUCCUCAGCCUCAAUUCACACUAUCAUCACGGCAUCAUCGUUCGUGCCUUCUCAGAAAUAUGGGAAGACGUUUCCUCCGCCGCCGCUUCCGCCGUCGAAGCGUCCCCUCUCUUCACCCGUCAUGUGUCACGUGCGUCACGUGAUUACUAUAACUAUUACUAGGCUAAUUAAUGAAAAUAAAUAGCUAUCUAUCUCGUAUUUAUGUUUGUUAGGGAAGUAACGUUACCGUGAUCCUAUUAACUCUUUUAAUUGGGAAUAUGCCACGUCAUCUAAUGACACGUGGAAUAAAAUUGAUUAUGCUUUAUUUAUC